GCAAACACUCUGGUCUCUUCUUUCGCCAACAACUUUCCAUUUUACUGCAUCGCGUCGCUCUCGAGCUUCAUCCUAUCGCUAAUAAUUCACUUCGACUACCAAUCGCUUCAACAACUUCAAAUCACUUAUACUACCCUUCUAAUAACUUUCAAAAUGUUCUCCAAGAUCCUCACCGUUGCUCUUAUGUGCGCUGGUGCUCUGGCCCAGGACAGUGCUGUCAGCUCUGUUCCUUACACCAACGAGAACACCAAAUACCUUACCCAGACAAACUCUCUCGGCGUGGUCACUGGCCAGCCGGCUGUUGUGACCAGCCAACCUGACCUCGUCACAAGCCAGCCACAAAACCCUGCUGUUGUAACCACUCAGCCGCCAGCUGCCUCUAUCCCUGCCGGUCUCUCGGACGGCCUUCACACCCUCAACUACGGCAACUCGACCUUCGUCGUGUCUGUCAACACCGAAGCCUCCAUCAGCUCCGUUGUCACACCUACCCCGUCUCCUACUGAGACCAGCGGCGAGAAUGGUGGUGACGAAGAAUCCGGCAGCCCAUCCGGUGCAUCAGGAACCGGCGCCGAACCAACAUCCUCCCAGGGUGCUGCUGCUGGCUUCAAGGCUGCUGGUGGUGCUCUUGUCGGUGCUGGUGCGCUCUUUGCUGCUCUCCUGUAAACGGGUGCAAAAAAAUACGCGUCUCAUUCCUAAAGCUCAAUUUGCAUUUCUUCAUAUCGGGCUGACGCUGCGAUGCUUUAGACCAGCAAGACUUUGAAGCUCUCAUACUUUCAUCGACUGAUGAUACGAUAUCUUCAGACGAUUCAAGUUGGCGAGAGUUGUUCCAGGGCCAUGCGAAAACAUGUAUCACGUUGGGUUUAGUGGUAAUUAAUGCUCCCCCUAUGGGAUGGAUCUAUC
Molecule: messenger RNA, 900 nt
Organism: Pseudovirgaria hyperparasitica
Lineage: Eukaryota; Fungi; Ascomycota; Dothideomycetes; Acrospermales; Acrospermaceae
Exons: 2
Coding region: 154-663 (169 amino acids)
Source: RefSeq, a predicted model, not a curated record